Fusarium sp. VM40 is the source of this 1092-nucleotide messenger RNA. The record is from the annotation of a GenBank genome assembly. Lineage: Eukaryota; Fungi; Ascomycota; Sordariomycetes; Hypocreales; Nectriaceae.
AUGGCUGAAACCACUGGAACGGCCCGCCAAGCCUCUCCCGCUGCCGAAUCGGAGGUAACUCCACCCGCUACAACCGCUAUACUCGACCCGCAACACUGGGCGCAAAUUGGGGAGGAUGCGGAUGAUGCUGAUGAUGCGGAUUCUGACUCGACUCUGGAGCCCGACAAUGCUUCUUCCACGGCGUCGAUCACUUCCAGUAUCCUUGAGUAUAGAACGAUCCAGGGCCGGACUUAUCACAGCGAGCAGGGAAAUGCUCAAUAUUGGGGAUCCAACGAUGAUAAACAGAAUGAUUUGAUGGAUUUAACUCAUCAUAUUCUCACUCUUGGACUCGGCGACAAGCUGCAUUUAGCCCCAUUAGAGGAGGACAAAAUACAGCAAGUUAUCGAUAUCGGAACGGGUACAGGCAUUUGGGCUAUCGACUUUGCAGACAAGUAUCCUGGCGCGGAGAUCAUCGGAACAGAUCUAUCACCAAUCCAACCUUCUUGGAUUCCACCCAAUCUGCGAUUCGAAAUUGAAGAUUGCACUCGUGAAUGGACUUUCAAAUCCAGCUUUGCCGAUUACAUACACGCAAGAUGGUUAUUCGGCAGUAUUAAGAGUUGGGAUGACUUCUUUGCUGAAGCCUUUCGAGUGUGUAAGCCUGGAGGCUGGGUUGAAAGUCACGAAGCUGCCUCUAGUAUUUCCAGCGACGACAACACCGUAGAUCCUGGCUCGGCUAUGGGACACUGGGGCAAGUUCUUCCUCGAGGGUAGCAAGAAGAUAGGAACGAGCUUUACUGUCGUUGAGGACGGUACCCAGCGUAAGGCAAUGGAAGCCGCUGGGUUCGUUAACAUCCAGGAAUUUGAGUUUAGAAACCCGAUUGGCGCUUGGCCGAAAGACCCUAUUGAGAAAAGAAUGGGUUCCUACACCCAGUAUGGUCUUGAGACCGACAGCGAGGGAUUCAUCCUAUUCAUGGCACAUGCUCUUGGCUGGAAGAGAGAAGAGAUUCUCGUCUAUAUCGCUCAAUUCCGUCGCGAGAUCCGGUCUGGAAAGCAUCAUGGAUAUUUUGCCCAGAAGGUUGUUUGGGGUCAAAAGCCCGAGACUACGACCACCUAA